CACGCCCCCCUAACUGCCCUUUGUUAUCCGUCGGUUCCGUUCCCGGCUCCAAGCGACUCGCUUUAUCUUCUCCGUCGCUCGGGUUCUGUGCUCUUUCGACCUCUUCCUCUGGAGGAGAUCGAUUUGGAAUCUCGACUUGUCCGUCUCUUCCGUUAGGAUUAUUUUGCUAAGCGAAGAAAGGAGAUGUACCCUUCCAAGGGGAACAUUCCCUACGGGCAGCAGGCUUAUGGUUCCUCACAAACAUAUGGGCACAUCGCUGGUAGUGGCUAUAGUGGGAACACUGUUGGCAGUUCAGAUGCAGACAUGAACUCAUACCGAGCCUAUUCUUCACAAACAGCACAAUAUGGAGGACCAUAUGCCGCUGUUUAUGGUUCUUCUGCUGCUAGCAAUGUGCAACAGGUUGGUGUAGUGAGCACUAAAGAAGCAGUUUCAUCAUCCAACUUACAAGGUCAAUCUGCUUAUCAAUCUGCCCUGGCAGAGCCAUCCAAGUUCCCAUCUGGAACUCUUGUAUCAGGCUUGGGCAUUACAACUGAUGACUAUGGUUCUGCAGCUACUCAUGCAUAUUCCCAGAAAGGGGAUCAGUUCUCUUCAGUAAAAAAUCCUGAUUAUGGUGUAGCAGACAGGAGGCACUAUGGUGAACAUCAGGGUGCUUUUGCCGGCAGAGAUUUGCAGACUGAUUCAUCAAGAAGAUACCUUGAGUCUGUUUCUCUCAAUAGUCGUCAUCAGGUUGAACUGCAUGAUCGAAUGGACCAGGCUUCAUUGCGACAACAAUUGCUGAAAGCUCAGCAACUGCAAUCGGGUGCAGACAUAAGACAAGAUGAAUACUAUACAGCAAGGACUCUUCCUACUCAUUCACAAGAAAUUAGCGGCUAUGGUGCAAGGAUGGAUGCUGAUCCCCAUGGUCUAUCUAGUUUUGGUGCUGCUUAUGGUGGACAAACAGCUUCCAUUUUAGGGGGAGCUCCCAGAAGAAAUGUUGAUGACCUUGUGUAUGGCCAAGGAUCGUUGAAUGCUGCUUAUGGGGUGGGGUUGCCACCUGGUCGAGAUUAUGCUGCAGGAAAGGGUAUCCUGGGUACUCAUGAGUCUAAUUAUCAACCUAGUGUUCUUGCACGUUCACAUCCAGCCCUUGGAGUCUCCAUGGUGGACGAAAGGAAUGAUGAUAGGCAUGCUUACCGCCGAGAGCUCGAGUUAAGGGAGGAAGAACGUCGUAGAGAAUUGAUUUGGGAGAGAGAAAAAGAACGUGAAAGAGAAGAGCGGGAACGUGAAAGAGAACGCGAAAGAGAACGCGAAAGGGAACGAGAAAGAGAACGCGAAAGGGACCGAGAAAGGGAACGCGAAAGGGAACGCGAAAGAGAACGUGAAAGGGAACGCCUUCGAGAGCGUCGUGAAAAGGAAAGGGAACGAGAUCGCAGGCGUGCACUUGAAGCAAGGCGAGAACGAACACCACCAAGACCUAUUAGAGAUCAUAGAGGUUCUUCUUUAAUAAAGGAUGAGAAGGCUGUUCGUCGAGCAACACCACAUCGCGAGGCUGUGCAUAGGCAUCAUUCACCUGUUAAAGAAAAAAAGAGAGAAUACAUCUGCAAGGUUUAUCCAUUCUGCUUGGUGGAUGUUGAAAGAGAUCAUUUGUCUUUGAGCAAGAGAUAUCCUAGGCUAGUGAUAGCAGCAGAUUUUUCGAAGAUUAUUGUGAACUGGCCGAGGGAAACACUGAAUCUUUCUCUUCAUACUCCUGUUAGCUUUCAGCACAGUUCCUUGGAUGUGGAAGAUAAAAGUGAGGAGAAAGGGCCUGUUUUCUUGCAGGACUCCUCUGAAUCCAAGGGUGUCAAAACUGUUUGGAACUCCAAGGUUAUCUUGAUGAGUGGAGUCAGUGCUGAAGCUUUGAAUGAGUUGUGUUUUGGUAAAGACAAUGACGAGAGGCCAGUGCAUGUUAACAACAUCUUGAAGUUUGCUAUUAUGAAGAAAGAUCAUUCUUUUCUGGCAAUUGGAGGUCCAUCACAUAUGACUUCUGAUGGGGAUAUGCAAGUUGAUGAUUCUUCCUUGAUUCAGACUGCUAUCAGACAUGUCAAACAUUUAACUCAACUUGACCUACAUUGCUGCCAUCAUUGGAAUCGUUUCCUUGAGAUACACUAUGAUAGAGUUGGAAAGGAUGGCUUUUUUAGCCACAAGGAAGUUACAGUGUUGUAUGUGCCAAACUUGUCGGAAUGCCUUCCAUCAUUGGAUCAGUGGCGAGUGCAGUGGCUGACAUACAAGGAGAUGGCUGAGAGGGAACGAGUUUCAAAGGAGAAGAAACCUGCAGAAAAGAAGGAAUCUGGCCAAGGGGGAAAAUUUCAAAGUAAAAUGGUGAACAAUAACUCAGCUGGAACACUGAAAUCUGAAGACAACUUGGUUAAGGAUGAGGCUGCUGAUGUGAAAAGUAAUGACCAGUCCAAGGUUGAAGUUGGUGAAUCCAAUAAAAUUCCAUCUGAACAGAAAGAAAAAAUACUUUCAUUAGCUGAUACAGAAAGAAAAGAUGAUGUUGUUGACGGUGGACAAAGUAAAGCCAGCGAGAAUUUGACUGGUGAAGGUUCUGUUGAGCUGUCAGCUGAGACUAAAAAAACAACCAAAAGGAAAAUUGUUAAGAAGGUAGUGAAAGGAAAGGCUGUUGGUAAGAAAGCAAUUAUUGCUGGCGCUGACAGUAUCACCAAGCAGGAAGUGAUGCAAGAUGAAAACACAGAAAAUAAACAUGGCAAUUCUGAUCAGCAGAGCCCUGCAACUAUGACAACUACAAUUGUCACAAAAGGUACUCUUGAUAAGUCACCACUUAUGGAAGAUAAAGCUAAUUCACCUGAAGCCCAAACUGAUGGGAAAACUAAAAAUGAGUCAACAAUCAUGGAUGGAACAGAAGUAGUGAAGAAAGAACAUGAUGGGGGCUCCAGUGGACAUGGUACAGAAGUUAAGAUACCUGGAAAAAAGAAAAUCAUCAGAAGAGUGAUUAAAAGAAAAAUUUCCACUCUGAAAGCUAAGGAUGCAAAAGCAAACAAAAACACUGAAGAAAUUAAGGAAGAUGUAAAAGCUGAUUUGGAAAAGAAGGAAACAGCAGUUGAAUUGAAUACUCCUGAAAAACAGACAACAGAGGGAUCUAAUAUUCCUAACAAGGAUCAGUUGAAUGAAAUAACAAUGACAAAUGAUAAGACAAAGGAAACUAAAUCAGUUGAUAGUGAUGCCAUCCCAGAGAAAGGAAGCUCAAAGACUGUCAAUGGUUUGGAAAAUGUGAAAGAAAAAGACUCUAAGAAAGGUGGGCAAGAAGGAAAAGAGAGAAAAAAAGAUGAAAAAGAGAUGAGUAGAGAUGGAAAGCAUGAGCUGCACCAAAAGUCUAGCAAAGAAAAAGAGAAAGGAGGUUCUGGAGAACCUCCUAAGCAUCCUGGGUUGAUUAUGAAAUCCUAUCGAAGCAGGGGAUCCAAACUUCGUUCUGUGUCCCUCUCAUUGGACGGACUCCUAGAUUAUAGUGAUAAAGACAUAGAAGAAUCAUCAUUUGAGCUUUCCCUGUUUGCUGAGGCCUUCAAUGAAAUGCUUCAGUUUGGGAUGGGCUAUCAUUUAUUGUCCUUUCUUGAGAAAUUGAAUAAAAGAUGUAUAUUGAAAAGAAAUAAUCGGAAAAGACAACGUGAUGAAAAACUAGAGAAGGUUUCUGGAAAGGAGAAAUCGCCUACCAAACAUCCAAAAACUGAUGAUAGCCCUCCUGUUGCAAAGGAGGAUACGUCAAACAAAGACGAUGAUGAAGCUUUAAAUGUUAGUGAGUCUACAAAAUUAGUAAAGGAAGAUGUGUCUGACAAAAUGGAUCCUGAAAAUAAGGGCAUAGAUAGUUCUUCAGGUGGAGGGGAUGAAGCUAAAGUUGAAGACAACGCAAUGGACGAUGAUAUGAUAGAUGAGGAUGAAGAUCCAGAAGAAAUUAUAGAAGAGGAGGAAGCAGAUGAUGAUUCUAGAUCAAAUGGAGUUCAAAAGGAUGAUAAUACUGGUGUAAGAGUGGAAACUGAGUCGGAAGUUGAUGUUAAGAUGGAUGUAGAUCCUGUAGUUAUGAAGGAAAGUAACACUGACAAACCUGGCAUCGAUAAGGCUGCAAAUGAUGAUGAAGCAGUCACGAAGGAUAAUAAACAGAAUGAUGACAGGACGGAUUCUGUAAAGAAUGAGAAAGUUUCUGUAAAAACUGUCGAGGAAGCAUCCAUAGUGAAUGGAGUGUUGGAUAAGGAGCUUUUGGAGGCGUUCAGAUAUUUUGAUAAAAACAGAGUGGGAUACAUCAAGGCUCAAGAUUUAAGGUGCAUUCUUCACAAUUUAGGCAAAUUCAUGUCUAACAGGCAUGUCAAGGAACUGGUGCAAAGUGCUAUCCUGGAAAGUAAUUCAGGGAGAUCUCACGAUCGUGUGUUUUACAAUAAGCUUGUGAAGAUGGAACUUAGGGAUGUACAGUGAUGAUGGUGCUGUCAAGACACCUGAAAGUUUUUCAUCUAUAGUCUGUCAUCAGGAUUUAAAUAUAUUUUAUUUUGCCAUAGCUUCAAACUAGAACUGAGUUGUUGCAGAUGCAACUCACAAUGAUGAAUCCACUUAUGUGAUUUUGUUGCUGAAGUUAAUUUAUUAUAGUUCA
Zingiber officinale is the source of this 4606-nucleotide messenger RNA. Its product is annotated as protein SHORT ROOT IN SALT MEDIUM 1-like. Gene Ontology annotation, molecular function: calcium ion binding. Gene Ontology annotation, biological process: regulation of DNA-templated transcription. Lineage: Eukaryota; Viridiplantae; Streptophyta; Magnoliopsida; Zingiberales; Zingiberaceae. The record is from RefSeq and is a predicted model, not a curated record. Gene Ontology annotation, cellular component: nucleus. The transcript is spliced from 23 exons. Bases 184 to 4434 code for a protein of 1416 amino acids.